Messenger RNA from Amaranthus tricolor (Joseph's coat), 3412 nucleotides. Its product is annotated as insulin-degrading enzyme-like 1, peroxisomal. Gene Ontology annotation, biological process: peptide catabolic process. Gene Ontology annotation, molecular function: metal ion binding; metalloendopeptidase activity. The record is from RefSeq and is a predicted model, not a curated record. The transcript is spliced from 26 exons. Gene Ontology annotation, cellular component: mitochondrion; cytosol. The coding region runs from base 219 to 3125 and encodes 968 amino acids. Lineage: Eukaryota; Viridiplantae; Streptophyta; Magnoliopsida; Caryophyllales; Amaranthaceae.
AGAUGGAUGGAUGGAUAUUCUAUCUAAAGAUCGAUAUUCCUUUUUAACAAAUGUUAAGAAAAACCCCAUUAAGCAUGCUAUAUUGCUAUGCACGGCAAGACGACCAAACGACGACCAAAUAUAACAGGAAAAUCAAACUCUUUUUCUUUCACCUCAUUUAAAAUCUACUCUGAAUUCUCUUUCUACCUCGUUAAUUCUUUCUCAAGAAACAAUCAAAAAUGGCGGUAGGCAAAGACGAAAUGGUGGAGAUACUGAAGCCUAGAACUGACAAGAGAGAUUACAAGAGAGUCGUCCUCUCUAAUUCUCUCGAAGUUCUUCUUAUUAGCGAUCCAGAUACUGAUAAGUGUGCUGCUUCUAUGAAUGUCAAUGUUGGCUCUUUCUCUGAUCCUGAAGGCCUUGAAGGACUCGCUCAUUUUCUAGAGCACAUGUUGUUUUAUGCUAGCGAAAAAUAUCCUACUGAAGAUAGUUACUCCAAGUAUAUAACAGAGCAUGGGGGCCACACAAAUGCUUUCACUGCAUCAGAAUACACCAACUAUUACUUUGAUGUCAAUGCGGAUGCUUUUGAGGAGGCUCUUGAUAGGUUUGCACAAUUUUUUAUCAAGCCGCUCAUGUCUCCUGAUGCUACCAUGAGAGAAAUCAAAGCUGUAGAUUCAGAACAUCAAAAGAAUUUGCUUUCUGAUAUAUGGCGCAUGAACCAGCUUAAUAAGCAUCUUAGUUCACCAGCCCAUGCCUAUCACAAAUUUAGUACAGGAAGCUGGGAAACCUUGGAGGUACGCCCAAAGGCAAACGGGAUCAAUACUAGGGAGGAAUUGCUUAAAUUCUAUGAAGAAUAUUAUUCAGCAAACUUGAUGCGUCUUGUUGUCUAUGCAAAAGAAAGUCUUGAUAAAAUAGAAACCAUGGUGAAAUGCAAAUUUCAAGAUAUAAGGAAUACCAAUAGAAACUCUCUCAGCUUCCCUGGUCAGCCUUGCACAUCAGACCACCUUCAGAUACUUGUCAAAGUUGUACCAAUUAAAGAGGGCCAUAAGUUGAAAAUUAGUUGGCCAAUUACUCCUGGCAUUCAUUACUACAAGGAAGGGCCAUGCCGGUAUCUAGGACAUCUUAUUGGCCAUGAAGCAGAAGGAUCUUUGUUUUAUGUCUUGAAAAAACUAGGCUGGGCCACUGGUUUAUCUGCUGGGGAAACAGACUGGAACACUGAGUACUCUUUUUUCAAAGUUAUCAUCGAUCUUACAGAUGCUGGGCAUGAGAACAUGCAAAAUGUUGUGGGGGUGCUUUUCAAAUAUGUUCAGCUUUUGCAGAAGUCUGGUGUAUGUGAAUGGAUAUUUAAUGAGCUUUCAUCCAUUUGUCAGACGUCGUUCCAUUAUCAGGACAAAACUCCUCCUGCUGAUUAUGUGGUCAAUAUAUCAAGCAAUAUGCAUUUGUAUGCGCCUAGAGAUUGGCUUGCAAGAUCUUCACUUCCAUCUAUUUACAAUCCAAGCACUAUCCAAAAGAUUUUAGAUGAACUUUCUCCCGAAAAUGUGAGGAUAUUUUGGGAUUCGAAGUCUUUUGAAGGGCAUUCAGACUUGUCAGAGCCUUGGUAUGGAACAAAAUAUUCCCUUGAGAAGAUCUCUGCCUCAAUGAUUCAGAAUUGGAUGUCUGCUUCUCCAAAUGAGCAUCUGCAUCUACCAGAAGCCAAUGUAUUCAUUCCUACAGAUUUAUCAAUCAAAGAUUUCAAGGACAAAGUUACGCACCCCAUUUUGUUAAGGACUUCAUCUUCCUCGAGAUUAUGGUACAAGCCUGAUAUGAUUUUUGCCGUGCCUAAGGCUUAUGUGAAAAUUGAUUUUCACUGCCCAUAUGCUGGGAACUCCCCUGAAUCUGAGGUUCUCACGGACAUCUUUACAAGAUUAUUAAUGGAUUACUUGAAUGAAUGUGCAUAUGAUGCUCAAGUUGCUGGUCUUCACUAUAGCAUCAACCAUUCAGAUUGCGGAUUUGAGGUGACGGUAGUUGGUUAUAAUCACAAAUUGAGGGUCUUAUUGGAUACAAUAAUUGAUACAAUUGUGAAGUUUGAAGUAAGAGCAGACAGGUUUGCUGUUAUUAAGGAGACAAUAGUUAAGGAGUAUCAAAAUUACAAGUUUCAGCAACCAUACCAACAAGCCAUGUAUUACUGCUCAUUAAUUAUGCAAGACCAUUCAUGGCCUUGGAUGGAACAACUUGAAGUUCUACCCAACCUCGAAGCUGAUGCACUUUCCAAGUUUGUUCCCCUGAUGCUUUCAAAAGCAUAUUUUGAGUGUUACAUUGCAGGGAACAUCGAACAGAGUGAAGCUGUGUCAACAGUCGAGCACAUCGAAAGUCUCUUUUUCAAAUGUCCGAACCUUCUUUGCCAGCCUCUUUUUCCUUCGCAGCAUCAGACUAAUAGAGUUGUAAAGCUUGGAAAAGGAAAAAGUUACUGCUACAGCACGAAAGGCUUGAAUCCAAGUGACGAGAACUCUUGCCUGGUUCACUAUAUUCAGGUCCAUCCAGAUGAUUAUGUGGCGAAUGUAAAGCUUGAGCUUAUUGCACUUAUAGCCAAACAACCCACAUUUCACCAACUUCGGUCUGUUGAGCAACUUGGAUAUAUAACUGUCCUUUUAAAGAGGAAUAUAUAUGGCAUCCAUGGUUUGCAAUUUAUUAUCCAAUCUACCGCAAAGGGGCCUACUCAUAUUGACCAGAGAGUUGAGGCAUUUCUGAGUAAAUUUGAGAAUGAACUUCGGCAGCUUAGUGAAGAUGAAUUUAAGAAAAAUGUAAGUUCACUUAUCGAUAGCAAGUUGGAGAAGCACAAGAAUCUGAGAGAAGAAUCUAGAUUCUAUUGGAAAGAGAUUACUGAUGGAACAUUCAAGUUUGACAGGAAAGAAUCUGAGGUAUCGGCAUUGAAGCAGCUGACACAACAAGAGCUAAUAAGUUUCUUUGACGAAUUUGUCAAAGUCGGUGCAACCCGAAAGAAAACACUAAGCAUAAGGGUGUAUGGAUCCUCACAUUUGUCUGACUAUGAAGUCGAUAUGAAUAGCUCAGAGCAAUCAAAGUAUAUUCAUAUUGAUGAUAUUUUCUCCUUUAGAAGAUCACAACCACUCUAUGGCUCUUUUAGAGGAGGUCGGAGUCCUACAAAACUUUAAAUCGUAUCUCAAACCUGACUUGGGGAACGUAGACAGUGCAACGGAGUCUGUAGGGCAGGGAGGACACUAUAAAUUUUAUGGACGAUUUCAUGAUGUACGACAGUAGCAAUACUUAUAUUGAUUCCUGUUAGACAGUACUAGGAUGAUACCUGAAAACAGUUCUGUGAUUCUGUUGUUUUACAGGCUGUAGCAUGAUUAAUAACGUUUUAUAUAUUCAUUGCAUAACAAAACUAUCUCCUUUUAAAUUUAUGUACUAAUAAAAUAAGUUGCGUUGGUGUUUAUAUAAA